Branchiostoma floridae (Florida lancelet) is the source of this 1342-nucleotide messenger RNA. RefSeq lists its product as uncharacterized. The transcript has 3 exons. The record is from RefSeq and is a predicted model, not a curated record. NCBI's taxonomy places the organism in Eukaryota, Metazoa, Chordata, Leptocardii, Amphioxiformes, Branchiostomatidae. Bases 16 to 432 code for a protein of 138 amino acids.
UUAAACAAUGAAAGAAUGGUUGCUGUAUUCCAGGGAGCCCCCCAGAGGCUGAGGAGGCAGACCCUGGCAGUAGCAGUUAUCCCACGGGAACCUCUGUAUCCAGGGGGGUCACCACUGCACCCAGGAGAGUCAGCCCUGCUGCUAGGGGCAGGGGGAGGGGGAGAGCCAAGCCUCUGGGGACAAGGACCCGGGAUGCAGGCUGGGUGUACAAUCCCCUACACAAGCAGGUUCCUGUGGAGUUUGGUAACCAUGACGAUGGUUGGCUCUCAGAUGGUGACUCGGCGGCCUACACUCCGGACGAUGUCCUACAUGUUUAUGUACAGAAACCAAAAGCAACCACAACCACGCUGGUCCCGAGGCAGGGAAGAAGCACCAUCUUUGAUAUUGACGAUGUCGCCACGUCUCAGGGAGAUCACGAGAAGGGACUUAUGAAGCGCCCAAAUACUGGUAUGUCAUUCCAAAAAAUAAAGAAAGAGCUGGAGAAAUCAACAACUGUUGUGAGAGGCAAGGGGGCAAGGAGGAGGCACAUCUGCCAAGAGAGGAGCAAGGUCGACAUUGGGAAGAAGUCUGAAGCAGGGCAUAAAGAGAGACAACUGGGAAGGGAUUGUUCACUUAGAGGAAAGACAUCAGAGAAAUUUGUAAGGACUGAUGAAACAUGGAGGAUGCCUGGACAGACGCGUGCUUCACGGCAUGAGUCGUCAGAGGACAGAGGUGAGAGGUCAAAUACGAGGCCACCGGUGUCUACAUAUGCUCAAAUCCUUACAGGGACAAAGACACAAGAAGAUGAUGGUAAUGAGGUGACAUGUACCGCUCAAGAAAGUGAAGGAAAAGUGACCAGGACAAGAUCUUUGCACAAAACACAGAAGAAAGCUGAAGACAGUAAGACUAGCAAAGAAGACACUAACAAACAAAAAAGUGGCUGGACCAAGAAACAAGGAAAACAUUGGUCAGGACAGAAGGUGCAAGGUAAAGAAAAGUGGGGAAAGAAUUCUAAAGGGAGUGAGGUGUCCAACAGUGGUAUUGGAAAUGAUGAAGGUUUCCAUCAGUCAUGCCCAACAGACGGAGAGCCACCAUGGACACCAAACAGGAGAAGACGCAAAAGGUGGCCUGACCUCUUCAAAUCUGAGCAUCAACAUCAACACAGUGAGGGAAAGCACUUCAAUAGCAGCCCUCAGCAACCCAAGGGAGAGAAGGAGUCUCUUGCAAAAGGUCCCUGUUGCAGAAAUGGAGAGAAGUGCAGAUGUGGGCGUCAUGGAAAACUACCAAGGAGCAACUUUCGUAAGCCUGAAAGAAGCAUCGACCAGAAGCCAAGAAAUGAAGAAAAUUUUGUGGCAAAAAAAAA